Molecule: messenger RNA, 1892 nt
Organism: Platichthys flesus (European flounder)
Lineage: Eukaryota; Metazoa; Chordata; Actinopteri; Pleuronectiformes; Pleuronectidae
Exons: 16
Coding region: 470-1777 (435 amino acids)
Molecular function (GO): protein binding
Source: RefSeq, a predicted model, not a curated record
AAGGCCAAAAACGUGUGUGCGUGUUCUCCCUCUGGCUGUCCCUGUCGUGUGCGCGUAUUUGUGUGUGUAUGUGUGCGUGCGUGUGGGCGUUUAAAGUGGCAUGAGAAAGUGUGUCUCGGCAUGUAUAUAUGAGUGAGUAGGUGUGUAUUUUUGCAUUCUAGUGUGUAUGUGUGCGUGCGUGUGAGUGUGUAGAGUGGCAUGAGAAAGUGCGUCUCGGCAUGUGUGUGUGUAUAUCUUUAUAUAUACAGUCUAUGGUGUGUACGUGUGCAUUCGUGUGCGUAUGUGUGUGUGUUUGUGUGCGUGCGUGUGAGUGUGUACAGUGACAUAAGAAGGUGUGUUUCGGCAUGUGUGUGUGUGUGUGAAUGAGAGAGAGGUAGGCGUCACGGAAGUGUGAUGACAGCGCGUGCGGCCGCGCUGAGAUGCCACCAGCGUCCCCAGCAUCAGAUCAGAUCUCAUCUGCACAGACAACAUGGCCCCCAAAGACCCUCUGCUCUCCUCUCUGAAAGUGUGUGUCCUGAACCUGCAGUCCCAUGGAGACACGGUGACGGACAGCAGCCCGCACCUCGCCUCCUGCUGCGAGCUCCUGGAGCUGGUCCUCAGGAAGGGGCUCCAACAACCAGUUCUCAGUCUGGUACACAGAGACUACUGGCAGUGUUUCAGCCAGCUCCCCCACCAAGAUGCCUGUGGCAGGCUGUCUUCUCUGUCCCUGGCAGUGGAGCAGACCAGAGUUUGCAGGAAGCUUCUCUCUGCCCAGGGUCGGGGCCGCUACCUGCUCCGCCUGGCCCUCAGCCGCAAGGCCCUGCCGCAGUUCAUCACUCACCUGCUGCACACACCCAGAGUCCUGGAGUGGUACAGCCCGGCUUUAUCAAUUCUCAGGAAUGAAGAAUUUGUAGAGCCAUUCAUGUCCCUGCUGCUCAUCCUCUCUCACAUGGACUUCCAACUGGACCUGGAGAAUUGCAGUUUUCUGGAUGAGAGCUGUCUCCCACCGGUGUGUGAAAUAUACGAAGUAGUGCCCUGUCGGGAAGUCGGCAUGGUGCUGAGGUAUCUCAGCGGGCGUGUCUUUGUUCUCCACCUGACGCCCGGCAGUCAGGCUCACCUCGACCAGGUCGUUUCUCCCGGUGACAUCAUUGAUGAGAUCAACGGGACCUCACUGAGGAACUCCAAGUGUGGACAGGCAGGUGUGGUUCUGUCCCGGCUGAGGAGCUGCCCCCUCACCAUCCGUAUCCUGCGAUGGAGGGCCCAUGAUGGGACAGUGUACCGGCCUCUCGUCAAACUCCUGCGGGCCCUGAGGAUGGAAAACCCUGCGCUGCAGCUGGACAGCGCUCCUUCCCCACAGCCGGCCCCCCAGGAGCAGAGCUCCCCCCCGACACAGUGUCUCAAAGAGGGAAGAAUUGUAUACAUUCUGCAGUUCUUGGGAAAAGCAGAUAUUGGAACGUUUGGAGGCAAAGAGGUGCUGCAGCAGGCAAUUGCACAAGUGUUGCAGAAAAACUUGGCCAGCCAGGAGGUGCUCCUGGAUAUGAAGGAAACCCACUUGACAUGCACCGAGAGAAACAGCAAACUGGAGCUGUUUGAGCAUCAAUUUCCAGAGAUUUCAUGUGUCGGGAGAUACGGUCGACCUGACUACACAAUAUUUGCCUUCUGCGUGGCAGACUCCCCAGAAACCCCUCAGUCUUCAGGCUUCUGCUGUGUGGCGCUCAGAGCCAGCUCCAUCAAGCAGUGUGAAGAGAUUGUCUGCCGUAUAGCUACUGGCUUCAAGCACACGGAGUGGUUUGUAUGACAACUGGAGCGAACUCCAUUUCCACAUGCUAUUGUAAAUAAAUGUAUAUAUAAAAAAAUGUACACGUCUGGAUGACACAUUUAAAUUGACUACAGCACACAGGACUUUCUACGCA